AUGAAGCAGAAGAGAAGCUCCAAUAAGCGCAAUAUCCCCUGGGACGCUGAUAAUUCCACGCCGGACGGACUGUCGUCGCUGGGUGUUCUUCUACGGUGGUUCUCCACACCUGGAAACUACGCAAACUACCACCAAGGCGGGCAGAACAAAGCCGACGCCGUUCAGUUCAUUCUCGCUGCGAUGGAGGAGCACGGAAUCUACCACCGCACUGCACGUGGCGUGGCCCAGAAGGUGGGGGCGAUUGUGCAGCAGUAUCUGGCUGCACUGAAGGUUAUGGUCGACAAAGACCUGCUGAGCGCCUACGUGGACCAAGAGGACAUCGACGAGCGCGUGGAAGCCAAGAUACAGCAGCGCUGUCCGCACUACCGCAUUGUAGCCCCCGUGCUGAGCCAAUUCAACUUCUGCAGUAAGACGCCAAAAGACUGGACGGCGAGCAACGGCAGCGAAGACAGCGACGACGUGGAGCAGCGAACGAGAACUGGCGCGUCGAAACGCAAGGGCAAGGCGAAGUCAAGCGCUGGGCUGCGCUCGAGCAAGCGUCGCUGCAGCCCCCACGUUGAGGAGCAGCUACUCUACAACGCAGAGCCUGAUGAAGGCCAAGAUACUGUGGUCGAGUGCACGGACCUUGUGCCUCGAGAGGAGCAGAGAGCUGUUGACGUUCCGUCGCUCGAGCACCGGCGCCAGACGGAAGAGUGCGAGCUGCAGUAUGUGCGGAAGAUGACUCACAGACUACUCGUGCACGAGCGGGAGAUGCAGGAGUGCGAGCUCAAGCUCGAGCAGUACCGCGUCGAAGUCGGGAUGCAGCAAGCGGAGCUGGAGAAACGCCGCAGCGAGAUGGGCUUCAAGGUUGACACUGUGUUGUCGCGACAAACUCUGAAAGACAGACGAGUCUCCAAGGCGGAGAUCGACCAUAUCCUGCCACUACCCGAGCCGUGA
Phytophthora sojae is the source of this 936-nucleotide messenger RNA. RefSeq lists its product as hypothetical. The transcript has a single exon. Bases 1 to 936 code for a protein of 311 amino acids. The record is from RefSeq and is a predicted model, not a curated record. Lineage: Eukaryota; Oomycota; Peronosporomycetes; Peronosporales; Peronosporaceae.